Messenger RNA from Eleginops maclovinus (Patagonian blennie), 3553 nucleotides. It is a transcript of the gene xaf1, whose product is annotated as XIAP associated factor 1. The transcript is spliced from 7 exons. The record is from RefSeq and is a predicted model, not a curated record. Gene Ontology annotation, cellular component: mitochondrion. NCBI's taxonomy places the organism in Eukaryota, Metazoa, Chordata, Actinopteri, Perciformes, Eleginopidae. Gene Ontology annotation, molecular function: zinc ion binding. The coding region runs from base 120 to 935 and encodes 271 amino acids.
UACUCCAUGUGGCGGGACAUGAUUUCACUUUCUGUUCUGCUAAUUGUAAACGAAGCUUUAAAGUCUGAACAUUAAACUGGUUCUGCUUCCAGAGGUUCCUUAUUCAAGGAUUUCUGACAAUGGAUAAACAGGAGGCGACACGCACCUGCGGACAGUGCCACAAAGAGGUAGCAGAAGUAAACUUCGCUCUGCAUGAAACCCACUGCACACGCUUCCUGGUCCCCUGCCCCGACUGUCAGGAAAUGGUUCACAAGGAACACCUGGACACACACCGAGAGGAACAGCACACACUGGUGAAGUGCUCCAAGUGUCACCAGAAGAUGGAGCGCUGUCAGUUGCUGGAUCAUGAGUCUGACGAGUGUGAGCAACGUCUGCAGACCUGUCAGUUCUGUGAUCUGGAGCUUCCUGUGAAGGACCUGCAGGAUCAUGAUGUGGUCUGUGGGAGUCGAACAGAGCUCUGCAUGGAGUGCGGACGCUACGUCACCCUGAGGCUGCGGCCCGGGCACGCCUCCACCUGCCCAGGGGUUCAUAACGGAUCAGGGCCUCCUGAAAGCACUGGAAAACUGACACCUAACAAGGUGAGUUGUAGCAGAUGUUGGGCAUCGUUUCCAGUGGAGGUCAUAGAGGAACAUAAGCGGGGGUGUGUUUCCUCCAUGACGCUGCUGGAUGACGAGGAUGAAGAGGUUGAUAUAGAAGACGAGGAUCAGCUAGAAGAGGAAGAGCAUAAUGGGCUCGAUGUGUCAGAGCUGGGGGCCACUAUCUAUGAAGCCCCCCACUUCCUGUCAAGUAGACCCAGCAGAUACCCCGGGGUUGAGGAAGGUAAGAAAGAAGACCCGGAUCAGAUCAGCUGCUGCCCCCACUGCCACCUGGCCCUGCCCUUCCCCACACUGCGCUGGCACCAGGUGAAGUGUGAAAUCCAUGCUGUCUUGAAAUAAGACGACAUCCUGAGAGGAGUUUUUGGAUCUUUAUGGAGAUAUAUUUAACCGUUCAGAUGUAGUUUACACUCAGCUCCUGGAUUUAAUGGCCUUUUGAUUUUACUGCAUGGCUUUGUGCUCGCCUGCAUAAAGACUGUUUAAUACCCAGGGUUAUAUAUACAUGUAUAUGUAUAUAUAUAUGUAUAUACUAGUACUAAUUCCUUUUGUCGAGUACUCAUUGAGGUACUACUGUAAUGCUUAAAGCUAAUUCUCAUCCAGCCACGUGUCGAGCAGUUUCCCCUGUGUGUGUGACGAUAAAUCAGCUGCUGCUAAAGUCUCACAUUAAAAGUUUACAUAGCAAAAUAUAAAAGCCUUCAUUUCAGGAAAUACACACAUUCAGAUAUACACACUGCGGGAGAAAACUCCACUGAGAAACCAUUGGUUGCAAUGUUUUUUUGGGGGGGGUCAAACCAUAUUUGCAUAUCUUUAGAAGUGGGUGUAGAUAUUAACGGAUAAACACCACGACUCUCAGGUUCAUUUAUUUGACUUCAGACCUAAAAAAGUAUACAAAUCAAAAUCAAAUAUGUAAAAGAAAUUGUAAAUAAUAUAAAUGCCAGAAAUAAUAAGGUAGUAUGUCCUCAAAAAAAUACCAGAAAUCAUCAGUGAUGAAAAGUAUGAAUACAGUUUGAGCAGAUCAGAAAUAAACCACGCAGAGAUUGGAGUUAAAAGACGUAUUUAAUAUGUGCAUCUGGAAAGCUUUAACAAUGCUAUUCUCUUACAGUACGAUAUUUCAAAAGGUCACGUUUUAGUACAAAGUCAAACAAAACUGGUUAAUAUAUAUUUGAUUCCAGCUAACCAAUAACCAUAACAUUCAAGGUGCCUUCUGUGUGAUGGGGAAGUUCAGACAUACGGAGAAUAAGAAGAAGCCUUGUUCUGAUAAAUAAUGUGAGGAAUGUUUUCUGAGUGCAUUUCAAAAGGCACUUACUGAAUCCAUAGUAGACAUUUCUCCAAACACACUUAUAAUAACAAUGUGAAAAGCUAUACAUAAUUAUACAUGAAAAACAACAAUUCUGUAUCUGUGUUAAAAGAAAGGAAUGAAAGUGUAGUACGAGGGCAAAACUGUGGCGCUGAUCUUUAUAUAAGAUAUCUCAAAUCUCGCGAGAACAACCACGCCAGCGGUUUCGUCUAAACCGGUUUUACUGUCCGCGUGCGACCUGCAGAUUCUCCCCGUAAAAUGUGAAAGUGAUUCCAGGAAACAAUCUCUCUCUGUGGGUCAGAAAGGGUUUACUGAGUCCAGAGAUAUGGAGAUGGGGUCAGAUGUCUGGUCAGACGGCAGAGACAGCUUACGGAGAAUAAAUAGGGGAUGGAUGUCCGGUGGGUCUGCCGGGGACGAGUGGCAGGCAGCAGGCUGACACUGAGACUGAGAUUUCUGAUCCUUUCUUUUACUCUCCUUUUUUCUGGAGAGGAAGUAAAGAACCGAGCUCUGGAUCUAUCUGUUGUUGGAGGUGCAAAAUAUGACUCAGCAGCUUUAAGACGUGAAGACACUAUUAUUUUCACUUCGCUCGAGUUACACCUGAAAGUGGGCGGGGCUUAAUUUAGUCCGGAAGUGACGUUAGCGCCUCACGCUACCCACUAUUUGACCCCAUCUCCAUAUCUCUGGACUCAUUAACUCUUUCUGACCAACAGAGAGAUUGUUUUCUGGCAUCACUUUAACAUUUUACGGGGAGAAUCUGCAUUGUGGUUUGAGGUUCCGUUACCUGGUUGAGACAAAACCCUGCUGGUGGGUAAGCAAGCUGGGAAUAAUAAGCCAAAUAAAGUUGUAAUUUAUAUAUAUAUAUACGGGAAUUCCUUCAGGGUCAACGGAAGCCUAUUAAAUUAACGUGACAAGAAAAUAAAACACUGCUAAAGAUUCUCUUAUUUCCCUACAGCAGCUUAUUACUGAACAGAUAUGAAUGAAUUGAAUACCUUCAAAAUAAUAAAUUCAGCGUACAGCAAGGAUUUCUUUACAGUGCACAGAUUACUAUCAGUCCUGUUUGACCAAUAAUUAUCUGUAUAUUUCUAAAUUAAGAGUGAGUUUUUUUUUAGCCAAACAAUACAAACAAUACUAAAAUAGAAAUGAAGAAGAAGUCACACGAUCCCCUCCUCAGUUCCCCCUCUGUAAAUUAAAAUGACUGUUUAUUUCUGGUUUAUUUUAGGACAAAUUUAAGACAUUUCUACAGCCAAUAUCUCACAAACAUGUCCAUUUUAAUGUGUAGAUAAAAGGUGUCUUUUAUCCAAUAUUUAAUAGAAAUGAAUCUGAACUACUUUUGAAAUCUGAGAGAAUAAUUUGGACAGUGCAAAACUUUGCUCGGACUAUCUCCUGAAGACAAACUAAAAUAACCACACUUUCCACCCGGCUGCUGAAGACAACAAUUUGCACUACUGAACACAGUUUUUCUGUAAUAUAUUCACCUUUCGCCGUCGAUAAGUGACGUUAUUGUUGUUUGUAUUGACUGAUGUGCCUUUCAUUGAUGCCUCUUAAUGUGGGAGUCACUUUCGUUCCUCAGGAUUGUGAGACAGCAUUUGAUAAAGCUUAACUGAAGCGAGCAUGUGGGAAGCACAGCUAAAUAUGUUCUAUGUUAAUAAAGGGUUAUCCUGUG